Messenger RNA from Penaeus chinensis, 553 nucleotides. RefSeq lists its product as uncharacterized. Bases 107 to 526 code for a protein of 139 amino acids. The transcript is spliced from 4 exons. Lineage: Eukaryota; Metazoa; Arthropoda; Malacostraca; Decapoda; Penaeidae. The record is from RefSeq and is a predicted model, not a curated record.
CCCCCCCCCACCUCUUUUGCAAUCACGUCUCGUCCCAUCAGCACCUGGAUAUAAAGGAUGCAACAGUGUGCAACUGCUUGACUCUUCUUUUGCAAUCGGUCCCAAGAUGAAGGCAGCUGCAGUUCUUCUUACUGUGGGCUUUUUUGUGCUUGCGAGCGCCCAGGACCCGCAGGAGCCCUGGUGUAACUGUGCCGCCUUCGUGUCCUACGAGCACUCGGAGAUCAAGGUGUACCAGGGGCCUUUGAUCAGCCUCAGCCACUGUGACUACACGGAGAGGUGCAAGGAGCUGUGCGUCGCGGAGCUUCGUAAUUUGAGCAACAGCGGCGACCUGUUCUACGAGGUGGACGGCCAAACAGUGGGUCAAUAUAUCUGCAAUAAUCUGGCAGAUAUCGGCUUUGUAGCUAUGCACAACAAAUACGUAUACGGAUACUUCGAGGUGUGUGGUGGUGCAUGGCAAUACGCUGACGUGAUGACUCAGCAGCAACUUUGCUGCACUAUGGGCCAGCACAAACACUGUACAGAUUAAAACAUAAAAAUAAAAAUAAAAAAUACA